AUGCAACAAGUCGACUUCAAAACAUGGUCUGCCAUGCCAUCACUCGGAGGAACAAACAUCCGUGGUAAUUCAUUCCAUCGCCAGUCAUAUGCUACCGAAACGGACGAAUCCCUCAGACUGGAUGCUGUACUCUCCCUGCUGUUUCCUUCCACGGUUCAUGUGCAUCAUUCACAACUACUUCCAGGACACGUCCACACCUUACGCCUUCUUGGGCUGUCAAAUGGAACACACCUGCUGUUGAAGGGCUCUCCUUCUUCAAGGACUGCCCUUCUUCGCCGUGAACGGUAUUUCCUUGAGACCGAAGCCCAAUUCCUCGCACUUCUCGGACAAAGUGCAAAUCCUUGUAUCCCUCAACUCUAUCAUUAUGACCCACAUGGAAGACUCUGGGGUUCUGCCUACUUGAUCCGACAGUACAUGAAAGGAAGGAGUUUGUCGGAAAUGGACAGCGACCUUUCUCCCCAGCAGCGAGACGAUAUUGAUCGCCACUUGGGCUUCUUAUUGAGCACGAUAGGUCAAAACGCAGCCCCGGGGUUUGGAUCCUUACAGCAAGUGGCAUAUGGCGCCAGCACGCCCUCCUGGAGAGACGCUUUCUGUACUCUUUUUGAGGGUAUUCUUCGUGACGCCGAGGACACUUUUAUCCAUUUACCAUAUUCGGAGAUUCGACAGGAGCUGAGUCGUCUGGCACCUGCUCUUGAAACUGUCACCCUGCCACGCCUGGUAGUGGUGGAUUUUGGUCGGCCCUCCCACGUUUUAUUGAAUGAAGAGUCCAAACAACUGUCGGGCAUUGUGGACUUUAGUAGCGCUCUCUGGGGAGACGUGUUGAUGGCCGAGAUCUUCGCAAAUCCAUCGCCGGCGGUUUUGCAGGGGGCAGGGAUGGCAUUGUCCAGAACGAGAGAGGAAAAGAUUCGGUUAGCUUUAUAUGCCUGUUACCGGCUGGUCUCACAAAUCACAGUCCAAUACUAUCGAAACCGAGACGAGACAAGCGAAUUUGAUGCCCGGAGGCGAUUGACAACUACCAUUGCGGAAAUGUCGAGGCUUGAAUAA
Molecule: messenger RNA, 1044 nt
Organism: Penicillium soppii
Lineage: Eukaryota; Fungi; Ascomycota; Eurotiomycetes; Eurotiales; Aspergillaceae
Product: phosphotransferase family protein
Exons: 2
Coding region: 1-1044 (347 amino acids)
Source: RefSeq, a predicted model, not a curated record